AUGCAUUUGGCUUGUCAAAAAAAUUUGGAAACACCAAAACUCAGUGGUAAUGGCGGAUUAGGAUCUUUUCUGCCAUUACCACUGAGUUUUGAUGUUGCCAAAUUUUUUUUGACAAGCCAAAUGCAUCAUCGCAAAAGAACAAUUUGUUUUAUUGCAUUUGGCUUGCCCAAAAAAUUUGGAAACACCAAAACUCAGUGGUAA
Blepharisma stoltei is the source of this 201-nucleotide messenger RNA. NCBI's taxonomy places the organism in Eukaryota, Ciliophora, Heterotrichea, Heterotrichida, Blepharismidae. The record is from the annotation of a GenBank genome assembly.